AGAUCAUCACACAGUUUCUGUUCUUCACAGAUGUAGAAGAAACUUUCACGACAACAAACUGAAACCUGAUUAAACAACACAGGCUGUCGAAAAUCUGGAAAUUGUCAACUAAACCGGGUGACACUCAGGGUCGUCUGAUGAGCGGUCGGUGCUGAUGUGAGUGACGUUGGGUCGGGUCACUUUAACUCACCUGCACUGGAAUGGACUGUGGCAAACAUGUGUGUUGCCAUGGUGAUUAUUCACACUAAAACACUGGACAAGAAACCCGUUGAUGAUGUAACAUCUACACCGUCUCUGCAGCUGCACGAGUCCCCAACCAUGAGCCAGGGGACGGCCCUCUUCUCCUGUGGAAUCAUGGAAUCGGGUCGGUGGACCGAGGUCAGCAGGGGCUGUGGUAUCCAGCAGCGGCCCGUAGGUUCCAGUCUGGAGAGCCUUUGGACCGGCGUGGAGGAGACGCGCUCUGCUCGCGAAGCGGGUGCCAUCAGUGGUUUGCUGUGCGAUUUGAGUCUGAGUGAAGCCCCAUCUCCUGCCGGUGCCGCUCCGCCCAGCAAACGUCAGUGCCGUUCGCUUUCCUGCUCCGACGAGCUGGCCGGGUGCCGGUCCGCGUGGCGACCGCAGGGCUCGCGGGUUUGGACGACCGUGGAAAAACGUCGCUGUCUUAGCGGGGGUAGCGUCCAGCGCGGAGGUUCAUCCUCCGUAUUCAGCCAGACAGGAUUUCCUGUGAUGCAGCGCAGUUCCAGCUUCAGUCUGCCCGCACGCACAAACCAGCUGGAGUCCUUCGGCCGCACAUUUACAUUCCACGCCUCCUCCGAUGCACCUCAGCAGGCUCACUACCUCUCUCAAGAGCAGAUCUCCCCGAUUGAAGCCGGCGGGCCAUCGGAGACCAGCUCUCCUGACAGCACUCCUGAGUUGGAGCGACGCGGCGGUAAGGGGGGUCUGGCACGCAGCCGCUCGCAACCUUGUGUCCACAAUGACAAGAAGACCGGCGUGAAGCGCAGGAGACCAGCAGAUAGUCACAAACAGAGACCUUCGUUGGAUCUGCUGAAGAUGACAGAGAAGCUACCGGAUUUUCACAGCCUCAGCUGUCCUGGUUUCACCGGAGACGACUGUCCAGCGUUUGCGUUUACAGGUGAAUCGUUGCAUAUGGGGGGUGACGUCACAUCAUCUCAUCGGCAGUCAUCUGACAACAGCUGGGCAGCAGGGCUGACCAACGGCAAGGAGCGUGAGCGUUUGUGGGCAGGGCUGUGUAGCGGGAGGGGGCGGGAUGUGUUCCAGCUGGGCGGAGAAUUGGACAUUGAACAGAUUGAAAGAAACUGAGACACGUCGAGCUCAAUGCAGCUCUAAUGCUCCCAGAAUUCCUUGCUGUUGGAGUAUUAUGGGAUGACGCUUCAGUAAGUGAACAUAUGUAAUCGACUCAGGGUGACGCACAUGGAGGACGUGUUCAUCUUAACGUGAUCUGCGCUGAAGUCUGGCGAGCUUUGUGUUGUGGAUGAAAACACACGUUUAUGGUAGUCAUGAUUAGUGCCGUGUCACACAUGAUGACACUUGGGACAAAAGUCAGACGCAGCAGGUGAACACAAACACACGCGCAUACACAAACAAACAAACAAACACACACACACACACACACACACACACACACACACACACACACACACACACACACACGCAUACACAUAAUAAAGGGCUUCAGAUGUGUAACAAUAGUAAUAUCAGGUAUUUCAGUUCCUCACUGGUGAUGAAAAGCUAUUUAGAAAUAUUUUUGUCUUUUUACAAUAUAGUAACUACAGAAGUAAAUGUACUUAUUUCUAUAUGAAUAAACAUUUUAAUGUGUU
Paramisgurnus dabryanus is the source of this 1835-nucleotide messenger RNA. It is a transcript of the gene fam53b, whose product is annotated as family with sequence similarity 53 member B. Gene Ontology annotation, cellular component: nucleus. NCBI's taxonomy places the organism in Eukaryota, Metazoa, Chordata, Actinopteri, Cypriniformes, Cobitidae. The record is from RefSeq and is a predicted model, not a curated record. Gene Ontology annotation, biological process: positive regulation of canonical Wnt signaling pathway; protein import into nucleus.